CAAGUAUAAGCAGCAACAGAUAGAGAUCAACUUAGAAUAAAGUCUGUCAGCUAAAAGAAACAUGAGUGGGGGUAACAUCAGUUCCACAACAGAUCAAUCAUCUGCACUGGAAGCAGCUGUGAGACACAUACAAACAGCCUCCAUUGUCAUCUACUGUUUGAUAAUUAUAGUUGGAACUCUGGGCAAUGCUCUGGUUAUCUACGUGACAGGAUUCAAAAUGAAGAAAACAGUUGACUCAGUUUGGUUUCUCAACCUGGCCAUAGCUGACUUCCUCUUUACAGCCUUCCUGAUUUUCUUAGUCAUUUCUCUCUCUCAGAGUCACCGAUGGCCUUUUGGAGAACUCAUGUGCAAGCUCAACACCUUUGUGAGUGUAGUCAACAUGUUUGCCAGUGUCUUCAUUUUAACAGCCAUGAGUCUGGAUCGUUGUUUGUCCAUCUGUGUGGUGGUGUGGGCACACAACAAGCGCACAGUCUGCAAAGCUCGGCUCAUAUGUGUUGGUAUCUGGGUGACUGCUGCGGUCUGCAGCACUCCUUAUGCCACUUUUCGCACUUUGUUGGAACAUAAUGGGGCACAUGUCUGUGGUUAUUCUAUGACACCUGAACAGAAAUGGAGUCUCAACAUUUUUCGCUUUCUUAUGGGCUUUGUGAUCCCAUUCCUGGUCAUAUUUGUGUCUUAUGUGGCCAUAGGCAUACGUGCAAUGCGCAUGUCAAGAACAAGGAGACGCAGAUCUCGCCGAAUCAUUUUCUCCAUCAUUUUUGCAUUCUUCAUCUGUUGGUUGCCCUUCCAUGUUUUUAAUUUUAUUGAAGUAAAGCAUAUGACUAACCCUAAAACCUUGGCCAUUGUUACAAUCGUGGGUCCUCUGACUGUGAGUCUGGCUUUUCUGAACAGCUGCUUGAACCCCAUCCUCUAUGUCUUCAUGUGUGAAGAAUUCAUAAAAAAGCUUCGACAGUCCAUAUGUUUUGUACUCGAGAGUGCUCUGGCAGAGGACCAUUUAUCGUUUAUGUCCACUCGCUCUGUGUCAUCAACCUUAUCAAGGAUUUCCCGGAAGUCAGAUGCUACUGCAACUUUGGAGAAGAUCGACCCAGCUGCUUUUGAACCCUGCACAGAAAACAAAGUAGUCAUCACUGAGGAGACACCAAACCCCGAAUAAAAACUCGCCGUUGGCAAUAUAAAUUUGAAUUAAUUUUCUAAUGUAAAAUUUAAUCUCAGGAUGAUUCAGAUUGUAAAUUUGUGCAAAAAAAUCUAAAAUGUCCACGUUUUCUUGUUUUGUUUUGUGACCCCUACUGUUUUCUUUAGAUUUUUCUAACUAUUCCAGGGGAAAUCUCACUAUAUGCUCCAUGCAGUAGUAAGAAAACUAAACUAGCCAUAAUAAUAGAAAACCUAUGUGGUUGUGCUGAAGCUUUGAAUUGUGGUAUUUAAUUUGUUAAAAUUAAUUAUGUAAUCCAUACAGUCAUAUUAAAAUUUUUCAUUUAAGAACAGCUUUAUAUUUGUGUAUUUGAGUAGAUUAUUUCAUGUUUAUUAAUAUCAGCAUCCACUGAACUGUAACCAGAGACUAAACUUUGAGCUUUUUGCAUUUUUCAACCUGUGAAUAAAAACAUGCUGAUCAAGUA
This is a messenger RNA of Oreochromis niloticus (Nile tilapia), 1610 nucleotides long. RefSeq names its product chemokine-like receptor 1. The record is from RefSeq and is a predicted model, not a curated record. Gene Ontology annotation, cellular component: plasma membrane. NCBI's taxonomy places the organism in Eukaryota, Metazoa, Chordata, Actinopteri, Cichliformes, Cichlidae. Gene Ontology annotation, molecular function: G protein-coupled receptor activity; complement receptor activity. The transcript is spliced from 2 exons. Gene Ontology annotation, biological process: phospholipase C-activating G protein-coupled receptor signaling pathway; positive regulation of cytosolic calcium ion concentration; inflammatory response. The coding region runs from base 62 to 1150 and encodes 362 amino acids.